This is a messenger RNA of Gastrolobium bilobum, 1270 nucleotides long. RefSeq lists its product as uncharacterized. The record is from RefSeq and is a predicted model, not a curated record. The transcript is spliced from 2 exons. Lineage: Eukaryota; Viridiplantae; Streptophyta; Magnoliopsida; Fabales; Fabaceae. The coding region runs from base 111 to 893 and encodes 260 amino acids.
CUCAGCACAAACACAAAACACAAGAAGCAAAACAAAUCUUCUCUCUCAUCUCUCAUCUCUCUUUCAAAUGAAAAACUAAUAUCUUUGAAAAGCAUUGAGCAUUAAAGGCUAUGGCUUUUCUUAUCCCCAAUCUCCAACCUUCUCUCCUAGCUCAAUCCAAAUCCAAAGAUAAACCCCUUAACCAAACUCUUUCACAACCAAAACCCACUUCUCAGUUUCCUAUCUCUUCAACCCUCCAAACUUCCACUGCACAAGUUGCACAGGUCAACACACCACCAAUUGCUAAAGAUAAGCAGCAACACCAGCACCCAAAAGAUGAAUUCUAUGUCAACCUUGGCCUUGCUGUGAGGACCCUUCGCGAGGACCUACCUUUAAUCUUCAGCAAAGACCUCAAUUAUGAAAUUUACAGGGAUGAUAUAACAUUCAUGGACCCCUUGAACACAUUCACUGGGAUUGAAAAGUACAAAUUGAUUUUCUGGGCAUUGAGGUUUCAUGGGAAAAUCUUGUUUCGUGAGAUUGAAUUUGAUGUAUAUAGGGUGUGGCAACCUUCAGAGAAUGUGAUAUUGAUUAGGUGGAAUCUUAGGGGUGUGCCAAGAGUUCCUUGGGAGACUAAAGGAGAAUUUCAGGGUACCUCAAGGUAUAAAUUGGACAGAAGUGGAAAAAUUUAUGAACACAAAGUUGAUAACUUGGCAUUCAAUUUUCCACAGAAUAUCAAACCAGUUUCAGUUUUGGAUUUGGUUACUGCAUGCCCUGCAAGUCCAAAUCCUACAUUCUUGUGGGGACCUGUGGAUGCUUACUCUUCUUCAUGGAUAACUUUUUACCGGGCAGUUAAGGAAACAUUGGAUCAAGAAGGGAGUUUGAUACCACAAGAUGGUCUAGCUACAUGUUCAUAGCUAUGAGCUAUUAUCUAGUGAACUGUUUCAUAGGUUAUGUAUACUAUAGAAUUCAAUAGGUUAGGUAUAAUGAAUAUGUUUCAUAGCAUAAAAUGCUUUCUCUUGAAGGACAAGAGUUUAUAUAGAUAGGCAGGGAUUUGGAAGAGUUCAACUUGUUCACUGUUGGAGGAAAUGGAGAUUCCUAUGUUUGGCAGAUGGCAUAUAUCUAAAUGCAGUCAUCUUUUAAAGUUAAAUUUAAUAAUUUAGAUUUUCUUUGAUUCUGUUACAGAAUUGAUCUUAUAAUUUUUUCUCAUAUAAUUGUUGAACCAUAUGGAUCACAACUGUUUAAACUUUUAUGUGAACAUUCUAUAAUCUCUUUCAGAGUUGUAAUAAUUUUA